Durusdinium trenchii is the source of this 1092-nucleotide messenger RNA. The record is from the annotation of a GenBank genome assembly. NCBI's taxonomy places the organism in Eukaryota, Dinophyceae, Suessiales, Symbiodiniaceae.
CCAGCACUUUGGCCCGAUAAUGAGCCGAAACACGAACAUUUGGUCCCAAGACCGCAGUGAAAACAUUGUCAUUGAGAACUCGCCUUCGCUCAACACACAGAGCCAUGGUGCAGACGAGCCAGCAAAAGGUUAGAGAGAUGAGGAGAUUCAAACUCCAGCCGUCAGAGCCAUGAGAUUUACAGCGUUUGCAUGGUUUUUGCUUGGGAUUUUUGGUGGUCUUCUCGGCCCUCGGGACCUCUUCAGAGACAGGUUUGGAUUGUGCAAUCUGCAGGAGACAAAGCGUCAUUUCGCAGAAAACGGAACGAAUUCCAAGCUGCCAAGUUGUAUCAUCCAAAUCGGCCCAACUCACUCUGCGGCCACGUUGCAAUUUCAACAACUUUGCGUGGCAAUGUACUUGGCCCGGCCGGACAGCAUUGUGCGUUGCGAGAUCGAGAAGGCUCCAAGCGUGAUCAAAUCCAAUGAAUUUUGGGUCAUGAAAACGCAUGAUCCCAAGUGGGCGCGCCAAGUGGUCGAGCAGUGCGUUGAAACAUGGGUUUUCAUGACCGCCGAAGACUCAAAUCCUCUGGACAGGACGGAACUGGCGAUUGGGUCGGCGACGGUGAAAAGCGUGUGCGAUGUGAGGACUUGUCUUGAAACUGAUGGUGCUGGGUCCAUGUCGGCACGCUAUGGUCACAUGCUGCACCUUUCUGCAAGUGAAUUGCGCGAACUGCAGAUAUAUAUGCGAUAUUGGGAGCUUCUCCAGAAGUGCUGCGGUUCUGAGAUGUCGCCAGACUGGCGAGGUUUUUUGAAGUUUGGCUACUCCUACGCGCCUGCAAGACGCUCUGAAACUCAUCCUUUGGCUCAUGAAUGCUCGAUCUACGACCUCGGACGGGCGGAGCGCUUGCUGAUGGAGACCAGUGUCGUCCGACGCUUCGGACAAAGCGCGGAACAACUCCUUCGCCCGGACACGGAGACCGAACACCGUUUCACAGGGCACUUUUGUGUUGGGAUUCAGGGGACGAGAAGGAGGUGACCAUGAUGGAUGUUCUUGAAGCGAUCGAGAAAAUGUACCUACCGACGUGCUGAACGUCCAGACGGUGCAACCAGAUCCCA